Molecule: messenger RNA, 895 nt
Organism: Tyto alba (common barn owl)
Lineage: Eukaryota; Metazoa; Chordata; Aves; Strigiformes; Tytonidae
Product: ras-related protein Rab-42
Exons: 2
Coding region: 88-750 (220 amino acids)
Cellular component (GO): Golgi membrane
Molecular function (GO): GTP binding; GTPase activity
Source: RefSeq, a predicted model, not a curated record
CCACCAGCGCAGGGAAGCGCAGCUGGGUCAGGAUCCGUCCAGCCUGGGGCUGGUGAAUUUGACCUCCCACCGGGCGCAGCCGCCAGCAUGGGGACGGCGACGGGUCCCCCCCAGGACCCCGAGGGACACUACCAGUUCCGCAUCAUCGUGCUGGGGGACGCGGCGGUGGGGAAGUCGUCGCUGCUGCGCUGCUUCGCCGAGGGUGCGGGCGGGGGGCCGGCCACCCCCUGCCCCACCGUUGGCGUGGAGUUUUACAGCCGCACGGUCCCGCUGCCGCCCGCCGGCAAGGCCAAGCUGCAGCUCUGGGACACGGCCGGCCAGGAGAGGUUCAGGUCCAUCACCAGAUCCUUCUACCGGAGCGCGGCGGGGGUGCUGCUGGUGUUUGACCUCACCAACCGGGCGUCCUUCGAGCACGUCCCGGAGUGGUACCGCGAAGCCGCGGGGGACGGGCCCCCCGUUUCUUUCGUCCUGGUGGGACACAAGUGCGACCUGGCGGGCGAGCGAGCCGUGUCGGCGGAGGAGGCCGGGCAGCUGGCCGCCACCCUGGGCAUGGCCUUCGUGGAAACCUCGGCCCGCAGCAACCUCAACGUGGAGCUGGCCUUCCAGCUGCUGGCAGGGGGCAUCCAGCGGGCGCUGGGGCCGGGGGGUCUCGCCCCUCACCAGGGCUGCGGUGGCAUCAGGCUCAUCCCUGGCCAGAGCUGCCGCCGCCCCCCGGCACGGGGGGAGCCCCGGGAGCGCUGCCAGUGCUGACAGGGAUGGGACACACACGCGGGGAUUUUUCUCUCCCCGCCCCAGCCCGCUGCCCUCGGGUGAUGCGUGGGGCUGCGUCCCCACCUCAGGUUUGUUUCAAGCCUUAAUUUGCAGGGCUCUGAAAAAAUAAUCCUCCCCCCCCCGC